Protopterus annectens (West African lungfish) is the source of this 5856-nucleotide messenger RNA. RefSeq names its product PDS5 cohesin associated factor B (gene PDS5B). Gene Ontology annotation, biological process: mitotic sister chromatid cohesion; DNA repair. Lineage: Eukaryota; Metazoa; Chordata; Ceratodontiformes; Protopteridae. Gene Ontology annotation, molecular function: DNA binding. Bases 665 to 5050 code for a protein of 1461 amino acids. Gene Ontology annotation, cellular component: nucleus; chromatin. The transcript is spliced from 35 exons. The record is from RefSeq and is a predicted model, not a curated record.
UCUGGUACUGCCGAUGACUGUACCUGAUUCCCCCUCAACUACUCUUCCUUUGCAGGCAGUGUGGUGGCUGCACUGGGAUCCGCUAUUGCCUAUUAGCCGUAGCCUUGGCCCUGUCAUCUUUCUGAUUCUUAUGGCCAGCUUUUACAACAGACUUGUUUAACUUAAGUACUAUCAGCUAGUCUUGUCUGCUUGUGUUAUAUUUUGGCUAUUCUGUAGUAUCCGUUGUAGUUAUGGUGUUCCCCCAUGGUUAUUGUAGCAUUAUUAUUCAUGAUAAUUAACAAUGGUUUGGCCUGGAAGAAAAAUACAGUUUUAAGUUUCAGUCUUGUCUAGGGGAGCCAGCUUUUUUUGAAGAGCCAUGUACGUUUUCAGUUUGCAAUUGGAACACGAUCUGUUUAACUAUACUGCCACUGCUGCGGUCGCACAGCAUUACCUGUGUUUUCGUUGGCGUGCUCUUUCUUAAAGAGACAGCAGGUUGUUUCUAUACGUCUACUUUGUUACGGAAUUCCCAAAACAAAAGCUUAUAAGUGCUCUCACUUGCUCCUUACGUUGACUUUUUGAGACAGUUCCGUAGUCGCAAGUAAACGUCACGUACAUCUAAGUCCGAGUUCCGGUUUUGUUUUCAGAAGCAUGCAUUUCAUAUUUGGGUGAAAAAUAAAGUGCAGUCAUGGCUCAUUCAAACACAAGAGCCAAUGAUGGAAAGAUCACCUACCCUCCGGGUGUCAAAGAAAUCUCUGACAAAAUAUCGAAGGAAGAGAUGGUCAGGAGAUUGAAGAUGGUUGUGAAAACCUUCAUGGACAUGGACCAGGACUCUGAGGAUGAAAAGGAGCAGUAUCUAAACCUAGCUUUGCACCUUGCCUCAGACUUUUUCCUGAAACAUCCUGACAAAGAUGUGCGUUUGCUGGUUGCAUGUUGUCUUGCUGAUAUUUUUAGAAUUUAUGCACCUGAAGCCCCCUACACAUCACCAGACAAACUAAAGGAUAUAUUCAUGUUUAUAACAAGGCAGUUGAAAGGGCUGGAAGAUACUAAAAGUCCCCAGUUUAACAGAUACUUUUAUUUACUUGAGAACAUUGCCUGGGUGAAGUCGUACAACAUUUGCUUUGAGUUGGAAGACAGCAAUGAAAUAUUUACUCAGCUGUACAGAACACUUUUCUCUGUCAUAAACAAUGGCCAUAACCAAAAGGUUCACAUGCACAUGGUAGAUCUGAUGAGCUCCAUUAUUUGUGAAGGUGACACCGUGUCUCAGGAGCUGCUGGAUUCUGUCCUCGUCAAUUUAGUGCCCGCUCACAAGAAUUUAAAUAAACAAGCCUAUGAUUUGGCAAAAGCCUUGCUGAAGAGAACAGCUCAGGCCAUUGAACCUUACAUCACCAAUUUCUUUAAUCAAGUUCUGAUGCUCGGGAAAACUUCCAUUAGUGAUCUUUCAGAGCACGUCUUUGAUUUGAUCCUGGAAUUGUACAACAUCGAUAGCCAUCUUCUACUUUCUGUUUUACCCCAGCUGGAAUUUAAACUUAAGAGCAAUGAUAAUGAUGAGCGUCUUCAAGUAGUGAAACUAUUAGCAAAAAUGUUUGGAGCAAAGGAUUCCGAGUUAGCAUCCCAAAACAAACCCCUCUGGCAGUGUUUUUUGGGAAGAUUUAAUGACAUCCAUGUGCCCAUACGCCUAGAAUGUGUGAAGUUUGCUAGUCAUUGUUUAAUGAACCAUCCGGAUCUAACAAAAGAUCUUACAGACUAUCUUAGAGUGAGGUCUCAUGAUCCUGAAGAAGCUAUUAGACAUGAUGUCAUUGUAUCUAUAGUAACAGCUGCUAAAAAGGAUUUGUCACUUGUUAAUGAGCAACUGCUUAAUUAUGUUAGAGAAAGAACAUUGGAUAAGCGGUGGCGAGUUAGGAAAGAAGCAAUGAUGGGCCUUGCCCAAAUCUACAAAAAGUAUACACUUCAGAAUGACGGGGGAAAAGAUUUGGUGAAGCAGAUAGCUUGGAUCAAGGACAAACUGUUACACAUAUACUACCAGAACAGCAUUGAUGACAGGCUUCUGGUAGAACGCAUUCUAGCACAGUACUUGGUCCCUCACACUUUGGAUACCACUGAAAGAAUGAAGUGUUUAUAUUACCUUUAUGCUACUCUGGAUCCAAAUGCAGUAAAAGCACUUAAUGAACUGUGGAAAUGUCAGAACACUCUAAGGCAUCAUGUCAAAGAUUUGCUUGAUCUGAUUAAAAAUAACAAAACAGAAGCUGCAAGCAAGGCUGUAUUUUCUAAAGUGAUGAUAAUUACCAGAAAUUUACCAGACCCUGGCAAGGCUCAGGACUUCAUGAAGAAAUUCAUUCAAGUGUUAGAAGAGGAUGAAAAAGUCAGGAAACAGUUGGAUACGCUUGUUAGCCCAACUUGUUCCUGUAAGCAAGCAGAGACCUGUGUGCGUGAAAUCACUAAGAAACUUGGCAAUCCUAAGCAACCAACUAAUCCCUUCCUGGAAAUGAUAAAAUUCCUCCUGGAGAGGAUAGCACCAGUUCAUAUUGAUACAGCAUCCAUCAGUGCCCUAAUAAAACAAGUGAAUAAAUCAAUAGAUUGCACAGCAGAUGAUGACGAAGAAGGUGUUCCAACCGAUCAGGCUAUCAGGGCAGGCCUUGAGUUGCUGAAGGUGUUAUCAUUCACUCAUCCAAUUGCAUUCCGUUCUGCAGAAACCUUUGAGUCUCUCCUGCAAUGUUUAAAAAUGGAUGAUGAAAAAGUUGCCGAGGCUGCCCUUCAGAUUUUCAAAAAUACUGGGCACAAAAUUGAAGAAGACUUCCCACAUAUCAGAUCAGCAUUACUUCCAGUUUUACAGCAAAAAGCCAAAAAGGGCCCCAUUCGGCAAGCCAAAUAUUCAAUUCACUGCAUCCAUUCAAUAUUCUCCAAUAAGGAAACCCAGUUUGCUCAAAUUUUUGAGCCUUUGCACAAGAGUCUGGAUCCAUCCAAUCUGGAACAGCUCAUUAUUCCGCUGGUAUCUAUUGGCCAUAUAGCCUUACUUGCACCUGACCAGUUUGCUUCCCCUUUGAAGUCCUUAGUAGCCAAUUUCAUUGUGAAAGAUUUGCUGAUGAACGAUCGGCUCAUAGGGAAAAAGACUGUUAAACUUUGGGUGCCCGAUGAUGAAGUCUCACCAGAAACACUUGUUAAGAUUCAAGCCAUUAAGUUGAUGGUGCGAUGGCUUCUUGGAAUGAAGAACAAUUCAAGCAAAUCAGGAACGUCCACGCUUCGAUUGUUGACAGCUAUUUUGCAUAGUGACGGAGACCUAACAGAGCAGGGGAAAAUCAGCAAACCUGACAUGUCACGUUUGCGGCUAGCUGCUGGUUGUGCUAUUUUGAAGUUAGCUCAAGAGCCGUGUUACCAUGAAAUAAUCACACUUGACCAGUAUCAGCUAUGCUCCUUGGUUAUUAAUGAUGAAUGCUAUCAAGUAAGGCAAAUGUAUGCUCAGAAGCUUCACAAAGGCCUUUCUCGAUUACGACUUCCACUUGAAUAUUUGGCUAUCUUUGCUCUUUGUGCAAAAGAUCCUGUGAAAGAACGGCGAGCACAUGCCAGGCAGUGUCUGGUGAAAAAUAUUAAUGUAAGAAGAGAAUACUUGAAACAACAUGCAGCUGUCAGUGAGAAAUUGCUAUCACUUCUGCCAGAAUAUGUUGUUCCUUAUACAAUACAUCUGCUGGCACACGAUCCAGAUUACAUAAAAGUUCAGGAUAUUGAACAGCUGAAAGACCUAAAAGAAUGUUUGUGGUUUGUUCUGGAAAUCCUGAUGGCAAAAAAUGAGAAUAACAGUCAUGCAUUUAUCAGAAAAAUGGUGGAAAACAUAAAGCAAACAAAAGAUGCUCAAGGCCCGAAUGAUGUGAAGAUGAAUGAAAAGCUGUAUACAGUGUGUGAUGUUGCAAUGCAUAUCAUUAUGUCUAGAAGUACGACUUACAGUCUGGAAUCCCCUAAAGAUCCAGUUCUUCCAGCACGAUUUUUCACACAGCCUGACAAGAAUUUUAGCAAUACCAAAAAUUAUUUGCCUUCUGAAAUGAAAUCGUUCUUCACUCCUGGAAAGCCCAAAGCAGCCAAUGUACUUGGAGCAGUCAAUAAACCUUUGUCAUCAGCUGGUAAGCACUCGCAAUCAAAAUCUUCACGGAUGGAGACGGUAAGCAAUGCUAGCAGCAAUUCUGACCCCAGCUCUCCAGGAAGGAGUAAAGGGAGGCUUGACAGCACCGAGAUGGAUCACAGUGAGAAUGAAGAGUUCACAAUGUUGGGUUCUCCGUUGUCAGGAAAAAGCAUGGACAGGAGUGAUGAUUAUACCUUGACACGGACAGAAGUAGAGAAGCCGAAAGGUCGAAGGAAGGCAUCUGCUGGAGAUCAGGAUGACAGAGUAGGCAAAGAGGACACAUCAAAGGUCGGACAGGAACCCAACAAGAAAACAGGACAGCGUGGUAGAAAACGAACAGCUGCUGCAUUAGCCCUGGAAUCGGAUGAUCAGUCUUGGCCAGAAGAGAAAAGACUGAAGGAGGACUCAUUAGAGUUUGAAGAUGAGCAAAACAGCCCGCCAAAGAAGGGUCGAAGGGGGCGACCUCCAAAGUCAGCUGCUGGGGGUACUCCAAAUGAAGAAAGUGCAGGAAAGACCAGUAAAAAAGUGCGAAAGAAGGCAGCUCCAGUAGCAGUAGCAGCAGAAGAAGUAGCAGAGGAGGAGGAGGUGACAGAGGAAUUAAAGGACAUUGAAACAGAACAAAAGCCAAAAGGUGGUCAACGGUCAAAAACACCGAAGAAAUCUAAAAAGGCAGAGAUAACAGAUUCAAGUCAAGAUGACUCUGGAAUAUCAACACCACAGAAGAAGCGCGGAAGACCACCAAAAACACCACAGUCACAACCAAAGAAGAAUGCACAAAAAGGGCGAGCCCGUAAGUCAUCAGCAAAGGACAUAGACUCUGAGGAAGAUGUUGAAACAUCUCCCUUUAGCCCACCUAGCAAUGAAGAUUACUCCCGUGAUGAAGUGGUGAACAUGGAGGAAGAAGAGGAGGAGGAGGAAGAACCCGUAGUUACUGUGCGACGGAGGUCCUCAAAGAAAAGAUGAGACAUUGUCUUCAGCAGUGCCAGCAGCUGAAAUACUGAUAAAUUUUUAUAUUAUAAAACCCAAGACAGUAGGCAGCUGUCAUUAGCACGAGAGGAUGCUGGAGCAGGGAAAACUCUGCAUCUGCCAGUUGUCUGUCUGUGCAGUUUCUAGGUCACAAGUUUCAGCCAUACACAUAAUGUAAAACCCACACACAUGUUAAUACCAUUGGACAUGCUUUGUAAUGUACGCUGGCUGUGUAGAGAUAUGAAUAAAUAUGUAAAUAUUUUUUUUUUAUUUUUGUGUUUUUGAUGCUUGUAAAGCUUUUAUCUUGGUCAUUGUAAACUUGACAUUCAGCUGUAUUAUCAUUUUUACUGAAUUUCAGAAAAAACAUGAUUAGGAUUUCCAGCAACAUCUGUCAAUGUUUGUAUCUGUACUGUUUUAGGUGUUCACUGUGAUGAAACAUCACUUGAACAAAAAGUGUAUCAUUAUAUGAUGUUAUCUAUUUCGGAAAGUAAGUGAAUAACUAAUUUAAUCUCUUGUUUUUUAUUAUGUGUAUUCUGUAAAAAAAAUACUUAGCUGAUCAGUUCUGUACAGUAAAAAGUGUUUUGGGUUGAUCACGAAAGUUGAUCCACAUUGUAAAUCUAUCUAACUUUUUGCAUCAUUUCAAAAUACAAAUUCGUGUUGGCAAUGAUCAGGCCUUUUUGGUGGCCAUGGUCAUUAAACAUUACAUUUAACGUAUCUUAAUUUUGUGGGAUACAAGAAGAGUAACGUGCCACUUUUAUCUGCCCUGUUUUUAUCAGCUGUAUCAAUAAAAUUAUGUAACAUAA